Meloidogyne enterolobii is the source of this 1550-nucleotide messenger RNA. The record is from the annotation of a GenBank genome assembly. NCBI's taxonomy places the organism in Eukaryota, Metazoa, Nematoda, Chromadorea, Rhabditida, Meloidogynidae.
CGUCCUCCUAAAUUUGCAGCGCUUGAAGUGUUUUAAAAAAUUUUCAUAUUUACCUACAAAAAAUUUUAAUUUAUGUAUUUCUUCUGUAAUUGUUUAUUUUGUAAAUUUCAAUGGACGAAUUUGAUGAAUUUUCACUUAUUACAAAAUUGGAUCAACAAAAAUUAACUCAUUUACUUGUUUCCAUUCCUGGCUCAAAAGAAUUAUUUGUAGAAUCAAAUCUUCUUCGCCCUUUAGACAAAAUAUGUUCAAUGAAAAUCUUGAGAAGUUUAAAUUGUCAAAAAGUUCAACAACUUUAUUUAGAUAAAACAAAUAUUUGGGAUGAACAAAUUGAACAAAGAAUAUUUUUUAUUCGGCCUUCAAUUGCAAUUUCUCGUAAAAUUUGUGAAUUAAUUCGGUCAGAACCUGAAAAGUCUUAUUCUAUAAUUCAUGUUGGCAGCCUUAAAAAUUUUUUUCUGAAAGAACUUGAAAAAAAUGGACUCGGAAAUGUUGUUAAUUUUUAUGAAUUUAAUUUAACAUUAAUUAAUUUAGAAUCAGAUUUGUUUUCUCUCGAAUUACCUCAAUAUCCUCCAGAAAUGUUUAAUCGUUAUUUUGAAGAAUUAAUUAAAACUUUUUGGCAACUCCAAACACUUUAUGGACAAAUUCAGACAAUUUUUGGUUUUGGAGAUUUUUUUCCAAUUUUUGAUAAACUUUUCAAAAGAAUUUGUAAUGAAUUGGGGGAACCAACAUUUUCUUCUCGUCAAUUUAUUAGUCAUUUAUUUAUUUUUGAUCGAAGACUUGAUUUAUUUUCAACUCUUCUUACUGGCCUCACUUACGAAUCAAUUUUAAAUGAUAUGUUUAAUUACAAUUGUGGGAAAAUUUCUUUUGGUGAAACUGUCAAUUCAAAACUUUUUUCUUCCCAAAAUUCAUCAAAAGAAGAAUUUCCUCCCCAAAAAUCUUUUUUUCCUUUAAAUAAUUCUGAUUUAAUUUUUUCUUCAAUUCGUAAUUCACAUAUGACAAAAGUUUUUCCUUUUUUGAGAGAAAAAUACAAAUCUUUACAAUCAAGUUUUGCUAAAGUUUCGACAAUUCAGAAAGUUGAUGAAAUGAAAGUUUUUGUUUCAAACGAAUUUGAUUCUCUACGUGAUCAACAAAAACAACUAGAAAUUGGAUUAAAUGAACAACUUUCAAUUGAAAAUACAAUUUUACGUGGGGAAUUUAAGCAUUUGGAUGUUUUCAAUUUUUUAUUAAAAAUGAUAACUUUAAAAUAUAAUCAAUGGAGUAUUUUACAAUUGGCAUCCCUUUGGUGUUUACGGGCAAAUGGAAUUCCUGAAAAAUAUUUUUAUCAGUUUCAAGAAGUUUUUUUGCAUAGGUAUGGAUUUGAUCAACUUUUUAUUUUUUAUCAAUUAUCAAUAAAUGGCCUUUUAUAUAAAAACAACACUUCUUUUUCCCCUUUAUUUAAAGCUCGUAAUCCUUUCUCCAAACGACUAAUUAACAAAUCUGACAAGCAAUUGGCGGCAAUUAAUUUUCCGACAAAAAAUGAAAUGAAAGGACAAAUUUCUGAAAAUUUAAAGUAA